CGAAGAACUUAGCCACAGCCACCAUUUCAUUUCAAGUCACGUUGAUCGUAGCAUGUUUACAGUAUGUUUGUUUAGAUUCUAGAUUCUUGAGAAACAUUUCAUCUUACACGGUCUUAUACAUUUUACAGUUGAUCUUAAACUAAAAUUUUAAUUUAAAACGAUAACACUGGAUAUAAUAUGCCUAGAAAUAACAAAAAGCAGAUCUUACAUUGGUUUAGAAAAGGACUUAGGCUUCACGACAACCCAGCACUAAAAGAGGCUUUAAAAGGAGCUGAUACAUAUCGUUGUGUAUAUAUUUUAGACCCUUGGUUUGCAGGAUCUACACAAGUGGGAAUUGCUAAGUGGAGAUUUUUGCUGCAGUGUUUAGAGGAUUUAGAUGCAGCAUUAAGAAAACUGAACUCACGACUUUUUGUCAUUAGAGGACAACCAACAGACGUGUUUCCUAGAAUAUUUCGGGAAUGGAACAUUACAACUUUGUCUUUUGAGGAGGAUCCAGAACCAUUUGGUAAAGAAAGGGAUGCUGCUAUAAGACAUUUAGCCAAAGAAGCCGGUGUAGAAGUCAUUGUCAAAACCUCACAUACAUUAUAUGAAUUACAAAAGAUAAUAGGCUAUAAUAAUGGUGUACCUCCUCUCACAUACAAACGAUUCCAGGCAAUUCUAUCAAAGAUGGACCCACCCAAACAGCCAGAAGACACUAUCACUAGACAAUUCAUUGGCCAUACCAAAACACCUAUUUCAGAAGACCAUGACGACAAGUUUGGUGUACCAUCACUUGAAGAACUAGGUUUUGACACAGAAGGUCUUGGACCAACAAUCUUCAGAGGUGGUGAAACAGAAGCAUUAGCCAGAUUAGAGAGACAUUUGGAGAGAAAGGCAUGGGUUGCCAGUUUUGAGAAGCCAAAAAUGACCACACAGUCACUGUUUCCCAGCCAGACAGCACUAAGUCCUUACCUGAGGUUUGGUUGUUUGUCUUCUCGAACUUUUUACUGGAAGCUGAGGGAAUUGUUUAGAAAGGUGAAGAAAAGUAGUGAUCCCCCGUUAUCAUUACAUGGUCAGUUGCUUUGGAGAGAGUUCUUUUAUUCUGCUGCCACAAAUAACCCUAACUUUGACCAGAUGACAGACAACCCUAUAUGUGUACAGGUUCCGUGGGAUAAAAAUCCAGAAGCUUUAGCAAAAUGGGCAGAGGGCAAAACUGGUUUUCCAUGGAUAGAUGCAAUAAUGACACAGCUAAGACAAGUGGGGUGGAUACAUCAUCUUGCAAGACAUUCUGUGGCAUGUUUUCUGACGAGAGGAGACCUGUGGAUAUCAUGGGAGGAAGGCAUGAAGGUUUUUGAUGAGUUAUUAUUAGAUGCUGAUUGGAGUGUAAAUGCAGGCACGUGGAUGUGGUUAUCAUGUAGUUCAUUUUUUCAACAAUUUUUCCAUUGUUAUUGUCCUGUUGGGUUUGGUAGAAGAGCUGAUCCCAGUGGUGACUUCAUCAGAAAAUAUUUACCAGUACUUAAGGCUUUUCCACCAAAAUAUAUCUAUGAGCCGUGGAAUGCUCCUGAAAGUGUCCAGAAAGCUGCUAAAUGUAUCAUUGGUAAAGAUUACCCAUUACCAAUGGUCAACCAUGCUGAAGUCAGUAAAGUAAACACAGAACGAAUGAAACAAGUCUAUCAACACUUAGCUUUAAGAGCUUCAGCUGCUGCAUCUAUACCAAAGCCUUUACAUGAAGAGUUCGCCAAGCAUGGUAAAGGUCACAAGUCUGGUAAUCAUCCAUCCAAAAUGCCCAUGAUGGCUGUUGGAAAUAAUUAUACACAUAGUCAGACAUCAGAGGAAAAUCAGCCGCAACAAUUCAGAGGUUAUAACAUGACAACUAAUUGAACAAUCAAGAUACUUCUGAAGUUUGUCCUUGAAAUGACGACUAAUUGAACAAUUCAGAUACUUCUGAAGAUUUUAGUUGUACCGACAACUAAUUGAACAAUUCCAAUACUUCUGAAGUUUUUAGUUGUACCGACGACUAAUUGAAAAAUUCAGAUACUUCUGAAGUUUUUAGUUGUAACAACAACAUGACGAGAAUUUAACAAUUCCAAUACUUCUGAAGUUUUUAGUUGUAACAACAACAUGAUGAGAAUUGAACAAUUCCAAUACUUCUGAAGUUUUUAGUUGUAACAACAACAUGACGAGAAUUGAACAAUUCCAAUACUUCUGAAGUUUUUAGUUGUAACAACAACAUGACGAGAAUUGAACAAUUCCGAUACUCCUGAAGUUUUAAGUUGUAAUAACAACCUGACAACUAAAUGAACAGUUCAGAUAGUACAGAAACAAACAGGUGUGAUGAGGCAAAUUAAUAAUGUACAGUUAUAAAUGAUGUUAAACCUUAAAAAUACAUUCUGUGUAUAUAUAUUUUAUAUUUACAUUAGUUUGAAUUAUCUAUUUCUUUAAAAUAUGAAGUUGGCAGAAUAUUGUAGAAGCAUAUACAUAAUGUCUAAGAUUGAUUUUAAUAUUGAAUGCUUCUUUCUGUAGUGUUAUCAGUGUUUAAAGCAUUGUUAAAAGCACAUAUUUAAGCAUAGAAUUAUGACAAAUAAUUCACUUUAACAUUACCAUUUAAAACACCUCCAUGAUUUUUAUGAAGAAUAAAAAUUAGAAAGGAAAGAGAGUUAAUAUUUAUGUAAUAUAUGGUGCAGAAUUAUCUUAUCUUGUUUUUAUGCCUGUUCUAUGAAAAAAUGCAUGUUUAGGUUUGUUGAACAAACAAAUAUUUAAAGUGGUCUAUCUUUGACAUUGAUAUUAUUGUUCCAGACAGAAUAUUGUGCUCCAGUGCUAAUGCACAGUAUAUUGGUUUUAUUAUAUUAUAUACAUGAUUAAAUACCUGUAGACAAUCGUAGAUCAGGGCUGAUAUGCUUUAAACCAUUUAAGUUAAGAUAUCCAAUGUAGGAAAUCUGUAAGUGUUUGUUCAGAAUAAAUCUUAACGUUAGUAGUUUUAUGCAUAUCAGACCUGGCCUUCAAUUAUAAGAUGGCAAUUUAAAUUGAUAAAUGUAUACCAGUUCACAUUUAUAUGUGUGUAUUUAUUUAUAAAUAUUCAACUGGUCACAUUUAUAUAUGGUUAUCUUCGACAUGGUCAGAUGUAAAUCACAUGUUGUAUUUUAUUAUGUUGUGGUUCAAAAACAACAACACACUUGUUAUAGUUGAAUAAAAUAAUAAGUUAUU
This is a messenger RNA of Mytilus trossulus (common blue mussel), 3183 nucleotides long. RefSeq names its product cryptochrome-1-like. The record is from RefSeq and is a predicted model, not a curated record. The transcript is spliced from 11 exons. Gene Ontology annotation, cellular component: nucleus; cytoplasm. Bases 178 to 1860 code for a protein of 560 amino acids. NCBI's taxonomy places the organism in Eukaryota, Metazoa, Mollusca, Bivalvia, Mytilida, Mytilidae. Gene Ontology annotation, molecular function: FAD binding; DNA binding. Gene Ontology annotation, biological process: entrainment of circadian clock by photoperiod; circadian regulation of gene expression; negative regulation of DNA-templated transcription.